CUGCAGACUACUCCCAACUCCCAAAACCAGAAUUAAUUAUCUGACGGUGCAUGCCAUGCCCAUGACACCCCUCGAGUGCGACAUGGCCCCUGCAGCUUCUCGCCAGUCGUGGCCUCUUCCUCGCUGCGGCCUGCUGGUCUUGGCCCUUGCACUGGCGACGACCGCCGCGGUGGGCAGCGCGCAGCUGUCGUCGGAGAGCUACUACGACGCGUCCUGCCCCGCCGCCCUUCUCACCAUCAGGACCGCCGUCUCGACGGCCGUGCUGCUGGAGCCCCGCAUGGGGGCCUCCCUUCUCCGCCUCCACUUCCACGACUGUUUCGUGCAGGGUUGCGACGCGUCGGUGCUGCUAGACGACACGGCGAGCUUCACCGGCGAGAAGGGGGCGGGGCCGAACGCGGGGUCGCUCCGGGGCUUCGACGUGAUCGACAACAUCAAGAUGCUGCUGGAGCUGCUGUGCCCGCAGACCGUCUCCUGCGCCGACAUCCUCGCCGUCGCCGCCCGCGACUCGGUUGCACAACUGGGAGGACCAUCGUGGGCGGUUCCGCUGGGCAGGAGGGACGCGACCACGGCGAGCGCGUCCCUGGCCAACAGUGACCUCCCUGGGCCUACCAGCAGCCUCAACGGCCUGCUCAACGCUUUCUCCAACAAGGGUUUGAGCAGCACCGACAUGGUUGCCCUCUCAGGUGCCCACACCGUCGGCCGGGCGCAGUGCAAGAACUGCCGGGCCCGGAUCUACAACGACACCGACAUCGACGCCUCCUUCGCGGCGUCGCUGCGGGCCAGCUGUCCCGCGCAGGCCGGCGCCGGCGACGGCGCGCUCGAGCCGCUCGACGGCUCCACGCCGGACGCCUUCGACAACGCCUACUUCGGCAACCUGCUCUCCCAGCGCGGCCUGCUCCACUCCGACCAGGCGCUCUUCGGCGGCGGCGGCGGCGGCGCGACUGACGGCCUGGUCAGCGCCUACGCGUCCAACGCCGGCCAGUGGGGGGCCGACUUCGCGGCGGCCAUGGUCAAGAUGGGCAGCAUCAGCCCGCUCACCGGCACGGACGGCGAGAUCAGGGUCAACUGCCGGAGAGUGAAUUAAUUAUUUAUUACAGCCACGUUGAUUGCAUUUGCUCUUGGGGUAGUGGACUAGCGUGCAUAUUUUGCAAAGAGGCAGAGAAGAAUUGAAAUGGAGCCUAAGCUCAUAUGUAUACAAAUGUUGUUUAUUAUUCCAUAUUAUUUCUUGCAUAUAUAAUAUAUAUAGCAUACAUG
Molecule: messenger RNA, 1254 nt
Organism: Zea mays
Lineage: Eukaryota; Viridiplantae; Streptophyta; Magnoliopsida; Poales; Poaceae
Exons: 4
Coding region: 56-1084 (342 amino acids)
Biological process (GO): response to oxidative stress; hydrogen peroxide catabolic process
Molecular function (GO): heme binding; peroxidase activity
Source: RefSeq, marked validated